ACAACGAACUUGUGUCAUUUUUUCUGGCACACUUCCCUAACACAGACAUCAGAUUGGACUAGGUUUAAUCGCGUUCGUAUGAAAUCUGUUGGCACGAGGGGCUUUGUCACUCUCUCUGGCGUACUUCCCAAGCAAGGACAUCAAAAUGGUCUAGGUUGAACCGCGGUGUUGAGAAAUCUUGUUGAAAUGAGGAAGCUUUGUCACUUGUUUUGGCUUACUUCCCAAGCACAGGUAUCAAAUUGGUAUAGGUUUAGAUCAUCGUAAAGAAUCUUCCAACCAAUCACGAAGCGAGAAUUCUGGUAAAACAUAGGUUCAUUAUUUUCAAUUUUUCAAUAGUUCAACAUCAAGAAUCCAUACUUUUCUUCAUUUGGGCCAAUUCUUAGAAGAUCUUCCGAUCGCUUGGUGUAAGAAAAAUGAAAAUCGAUCUGAAAACCGCUGAGCUAUUAGCGCUCAAAACCUUUCAUUUUUCGUGACGCUCGCAUUUUUUGAUUUUUUGGAAUGACACCCUAUCUCAAAACUUGCCGUAAGACGUAGUCCUACGUCAAAAACCGGCGUCUUCGCUCUCAGGUCUUCGCGACUCUCUCUCAGAUGUCAGAUAACGAGAACGACUGGCUGCAGUUGACAGUUCGAACUACAGACGGUAGAUAAUCUACAGACGCGCAAACAUAAACGCGUGGCAUAAAACACCAAUCGAACCGUCAAAUCGAGACACCAAAUGAGCAAAGUAAACAAACUUGUAUUUCGUAUAAGCAGGGAAGACUAAGUUUUGUAAUCUACCAGGGAUGUUAAAACUUUAACUAUUGAUUUACUAAAAACAUGGAUUAGUUACCUUCGAUAUAUCAUAUAAUGCUUUAAAAAAUUCAAUUGGCUUGUUCACUUUGCAAAAUAUGCGUCGUAAUUCGCGAAGUUCCAUGGAACAUACCAGGUUUAUCCCUUUAAGCUUUAAGUAUCCCUGUUUAUACAGGUUGCGUUGUUACUUGUUGAAUAUGUUUUGGAAUCCGGAUCACUCGGACGACGAUGAUGUCGUACAAGAAUUCAGCUUUAGUGGCCGAGAGGGGAUUUUGUUGUUGAUUGAUAGUGCAGAUUAUAUGUUUUCUGAAAAACCAGGUAGAUUUAAUAACUUCAGGGAAUCGUUAGAAAUAGUGGAGGCUAUCAUCAGAAAUAAGGUGAUUAAUAGCGAGAAUGAUUUGAUCGGAAUUGUGUUUUACAAUACAAAACAUAGUCCAUUGCCUAUAGAUGAGAAUGAUGUUGAUACUGGACUGGUGGUUCCAAAAAACACUUCGCUUUUUAUGUCACUAGCUUUUCCAUCCGCAGAAUCAAUUAAAAGAAUAAUCAGCUUGCGGGAGUCUGAAAAUCUUUUAGGUUUUGAACAGAAAUAUGGACAUGCGCAAGGGAGUAAUAUGUCGGAUGUGUUGUGGUUUUGUUCCCGUUUGCUUACCAGAUGCGGCUAUAAGUUGGAACAAUCAAGCAUAGUCCUGUUUACUUCGAACGAUGAGCCACAUGCAGCUGGUAGUUAUGAAUACCAACAAACCUUCAUUAAGGCUAAAGAUUUGCAACAGCUUGACGUUAACGUAGUUCUCGUUCCGUUAUCCAGCGAUUUUAAUGGCGAUGCAUUCUAUCAGGAAUUUUUGUGUACAGUUGCAAACGAAUGUCCGGAUGAGUUUCAUUUCCCCUGUUAUCAAGAUUCUCGGGAACGAUUAAUGAACAGAAUUUUUCGACGCGAUUUUAGAAAAAAGACUUUGUCACACAUAAAAUUCUAUUUAUCAGAAACGGUUCAGCUGGGUAUAAAUAUAUAUUCAGUUUCAAGAAAAACACGCUAUCCAAAAAAGGUCACACUUUUAAGAGAUACAAAUGAAUUACUUGAAUCAAAGAGGUUCUAUCAAACCAUAUCUGAGGAUGAAGAGCGCAGCGUAGGUUGUAAAUCGAUUUUACCAGGUCAUCAAAGAAAAUCUUUAAAUAUAGGGGAUGUUAAAGUUCUAUUCACUGUCGAUGAAAUCGUAAACAUUAAACAAAUUUUCCCGCCUGGACUACGAUUACUGGGAUUUAAACCUCUUUCAAAGGUUUCACCUUUAAAUCAUAUACGCAGUUCGUUGUUUAUGUAUCCAGAUGAAAAUAACAUAGAUGGUUCUAGCGUAUUAUUCAGGGCUCUUCAUGAAAAAUGUCUGAAGAAGCAAAAAGCGGCUUACUGUAUGCUAACGAUGCGUCGUAAACAGCAGUCCAAGUUUAUCCCUUUAAGCUUUAAGUAUCCCUGUUUAUACAGGUUGCGUUGUUACUUGUUGAAUAUGUUUUGGAAUCCGGAUCACUCGGACGACGAUGAUGUCGUACAAGAAUUCAGCUUUAGUGGCCGAGAGGGGAUUUUGUUGUUGAUUGAUAGUGCAGAUUAUAUGUUUUCUGAAAAACCAGGUAGAUUUAAUAACUUCAGGGAAUCGUUAGAAAUAGUGGAGGCUAUCAUCAGAAAUAAGGUGAUUAAUAGCGAGAAUGAUUUGAUCGGAAUUGUGUUUUACAAUACAAAACAUAGUCCAUUGCCUAUAGAUGAGAAUGAUGUUGAUACUGGACUGGUGGUUCCAAAAAACACUUCGCUUUUUAUGUCACUAGCUUUUCCAUCCGCAGAAUCAAUUAAAAGAAUAAUCAGCUUGCGGGAGUCUGAAAAUCUUUUAGGUUUUGAACAGAAAUAUGGACAUGCGCAAGGGAGUAAUAUGUCGGAUGUGUUGUGGUUUUGUUCCCGUUUGCUUACCAGAUGCGGCUAUAAGUUGGAACAAUCAAGCAUAGUCCUGUUUACUUCGAACGAUGAGCCACAUGCAGCUGGUAGUUAUGAAUACCAACAAACCUUCAUUAAGGCUAAAGAUUUGCAACAGCUUGACGUUAACGUAGUUCUCGUUCCGUUAUCCAGCGAUUUUAAUGGCGAUGCAUUCUAUCAGGAAUUUUUGUGUACAGUUGCAAACGAAUGUCCGGAUGAGUUUCAUUUCCCCUGUUAUCAAGAUUCUCGGGAACGAUUAAUGAACAGAAUUUUUCGACGCGAUUUUAGAAAAAAGACUUUGUCACACAUAAAAUUCUAUUUAUCAGAAACGGUUCAGCUGGGUAUAAAUAUAUAUUCAGUUUCAAGAAAAACACGCUAUCCAAAAAAGGUCACACUUUUAAGAGAUACAAAUGAAUUACUUGAAUCAAAGAGGUUCUAUCAAACCAUAUCUGAGGAUGAAGAGCGCAGCGUAGGUUGUAAAUCGAUUUUACCAGGUCAUCAAAGAAAAUCUUUAAAUAUAGGGGAUGUUAAAGUUCUAUUCACUGUCGAUGAAAUCGUAAACAUUAAACAAAUUUUCCCGCCUGGACUACGAUUACUGGGAUUUAAACCUCUUUCAAAGGUUUCACCUUUAAAUCAUAUACGCAGUUCGUUGUUUAUGUAUCCAGAUGAAAAUAACAUAGAUGGUUCUAGCGUAUUAUUCAGGGCUCUUCAUGAAAAAUGUCUGAAGAAGCAAAAAGCGGCUUACUGUAUGCUAACGAUGCGUCGUAAACAGCAGUCCAAGCUAGGAACGCGGUAUUGAAGUACAGUAUCGAUUUGCUUUUGGAAACAAACCUGGAAUAUUACCUGGAAUGUACUCUAAAUAUGAAAAACUUAUUUUUAAAUGCUCUACAACUCUGCACUCGAUAGAGAUAGAAAUGUCAUUUCUUUAGCAAAAUUGUUUAUCUUUAUAUUUUCUAUAACUUUGCCGAAGAAAUCAUGUGUCUAUCUACGAACACAAAAGCCUUUCGCGAACGCGAAACAUAAAACGUAUGCUUGCCGUACUCUAAUUUGGGUGGUUGGGGACAAGCGGAAUCCGUACAAGUUUAUAGUACUAACUUAAGCUUUAAGAUGAAGCACUGAUUUCAUAAAUCCACUUGCCCCAUUUUACCCCAUAGGCUCGUGAAGCUAUGGAAAUUUUAAGCUUGAAUAUGCGCUAACUCAGCAAGUAAAGGUCCAAGAGAUUUGCGGUCUUCUGCAAUAACGUGUAUUUUGAGAGCUUCGAUAAUUGCCUAGAACAUUGUAUUCUUGUAAAAUGCAACUAACAAAAGCUAAGUAUGAAAAACCAAUUUUUAAAGAAAUUUUAAAGAAUAUGGCCUAUAGUUCAGCACUCGAUAAAGAUAGAAAUUUUAUUUAUUCAGCAAAGUUGCUUGUUUUUACUUACUUAACUUUGGCGAAGAAAAUAUGUCUAUAUUUCUUAACACAAAAAAGUUAUUUUUUAUUUUCAUUAUAGUAAGCGAUGACUAACCUUUGACAGUUUUAGAUUAAGGGGGAUAUUGAUACGAACAAAAAAGCUGAAGACCAUAAAUGAUAAAAUGGAAACAAGAGACACUAGGAAAAAAGUUCCACUUUUCGCCCUUUUGGACUACUGUGCGUUGGUCUCCUGGAUCCAGUUGAAGAUUACCUUACAGAAUACUUCGAGACUAAUGCAUAACAACGUGAUGCCACGCCAGUUAAGCUAGGUCUCCUUUUUUACUUACUUACUUAAUUGGCCUAACGUCUUAUGACAAGGCCUGCGCAGUA
Molecule: messenger RNA, 4516 nt
Organism: Sabethes cyaneus
Lineage: Eukaryota; Metazoa; Arthropoda; Insecta; Diptera; Culicidae
Gene: Irbp
Product: X-ray repair cross-complementing protein 6
Exons: 14
Coding region: 888-3536 (882 amino acids)
Biological process (GO): telomere maintenance; cellular response to X-ray; double-strand break repair via nonhomologous end joining
Cellular component (GO): nucleus; Ku70:Ku80 complex
Molecular function (GO): damaged DNA binding; telomeric repeat DNA binding; DNA helicase activity
Source: RefSeq, a predicted model, not a curated record